Dipodomys spectabilis (banner-tailed kangaroo rat) is the source of this 2760-nucleotide messenger RNA. RefSeq names its product presenilin 1 (gene Psen1). The record is from RefSeq and is a predicted model, not a curated record. Gene Ontology annotation, biological process: smooth endoplasmic reticulum calcium ion homeostasis; amyloid precursor protein catabolic process; amyloid-beta metabolic process. Gene Ontology annotation, molecular function: aspartic endopeptidase activity, intramembrane cleaving; beta-catenin binding; cadherin binding. Lineage: Eukaryota; Metazoa; Chordata; Mammalia; Rodentia; Heteromyidae. The transcript has 12 exons. Gene Ontology annotation, cellular component: mitochondrial inner membrane; endoplasmic reticulum; cell cortex. The coding region runs from base 331 to 1734 and encodes 467 amino acids.
AAACGAGGAGAGGCGACCGGUUUCUCGGGCUGUGGGCGCGGUGCGGCCAAGUUGCAGCGCGAACUCUCGCAGAGCCUCGGUCCGGAAACCUGGGCCUCUCCGGGGCGACUCCGGCUGCGGGGGCCGGGAGCCGGGAUUGGCCGCCUUGACUGGGGUGCAGCGGGGGAAGGGGCAACGCCCGGCCGGGGGCUGCCGGAGCAAACUUAAUCCAGGAGCCUGCACAGAGCCCUCAAGGUCCUUAGACAGCCUGGCCUGGAAGAGAACACAUGAAAGAAAGAACCCCAGGAGGCUUUGUUUUCUGUGAAGAAGUAUUUCUAUACAUUUGCUCCAAUGACAGAGUUACCCGCACCCUUGUCCUACUUCCAGAAUGCACAGAUGUCUGAAGACAGCCACCUGAGCAAUAGUGUACGUAGCCAGAAUGACAGUCGCGAACGGCAGGAGCACAGUGACAGGCGGAGACUUGGCAACCCUGAGCCAGUAUCUAAUGGUCAACCUCAGAGUAACUCACAGCAGGUGCUGGAACAAGAUGAGGAAGAAGAUGAGGAGUUGACAUUGAAAUAUGGAGCCAAACAUGUCAUCAUGCUCUUUGUCCCCGUGACUCUCUGCAUGGUGGUGGUUGUGGCUACUAUCAAGUCAGUCAGCUUUUAUACCAGGAAAGAUGGACAGCUAAUCUAUACCCCAUUCACAGAAGACACUGAGACGGUGGGCCAGAGAGCCCUGCACUCGAUUCUGAAUGCUGCCAUCAUGAUCAGUGUCAUCGUUGUCAUGACUAUCCUCCUGGUGGUUCUUUAUAAAUACAGGUGCUAUAAGGUCAUCCAUGCCUGGCUGAUUGUUUCAUCUCUGUUGUUGCUGUUCUUUUUUUCGUUCAUUUACCUGGGGGAAGUGUUUAAGACCUACAAUGUGGCAGUGGACUAUAUCACAGUUGCGCUCCUGAUCUGGAAUUUUGGUGUGGUGGGAAUGAUUUCCAUUCAUUGGAAAGGUCCACUGCGACUACAGCAGGCCUAUCUCAUCAUGAUCAGUGCCCUCAUGGCCCUGGUGUUCAUCAAGUACCUACCUGAGUGGACUGCAUGGCUUAUCUUGGCUGUGAUCUCAGUAUAUGAUUUGGUGGCUGUUUUGUGCCCAAAAGGUCCACUUCGUAUGCUGGUUGAAACAGCUCAGGAGAGAAAUGAAACACUCUUUCCAGCUCUCAUUUACUCCUCUACAAUGGUGUGGUUGGUGAAUAUGGCCGAAGGAGACCCAGAAGCCCAAAGGAGGGUGCCCAAAAACUCCAAAUACAACACACAAAGCACCGAAAGGGAGGCACAGGAGACGAGUUCAGAGAACGAUGAUGGUGGCUUCAGUGAGGAGUGGGAAGCCCAAAGGGAUAGUCAUCUAGGGCCUCAUCGCUCUACCUCCGAGACACGGGCCGCCGUCCAGGAGCUUUCCAGCAGCAUCCUCACCAGUGAAGAUCCAGAGGAGAGGGGAGUAAAACUUGGGUUGGGAGAUUUCAUUUUCUACAGUGUUCUGGUUGGCAAGGCCUCAGCAACUGCCAGCGGAGACUGGAACACCACCAUUGCCUGUUUUGUAGCCAUAUUAAUUGGUCUGUGCCUUACAUUACUACUCCUGGCUAUUUUCAAGAAAGCAUUGCCAGCUCUCCCCAUCUCGAUCACCUUCGGGCUUGUUUUCUACUUUGCCACAGAUUACCUUGUACAGCCCUUUAUGGACCAGUUGGCAUUCCAUCAAUUUUAUAUCUAGUGUAUUUGCGAUCAGAAUCCCAUGGAUAUUUCUGCUUUGACUAUAAUAAAAUCUGGGGAAGACAAAAGUGAUUUUCUGGUAUCCCCAUCUAACAAAGUCAAGAUUCCCAGCUGGACUUGUGCAUCUUCCUUCCAAGUUUUCCCAACCACCUGCACAAUUGGACAUUGGAAGGAAGUGUCACCGGACAACGGUUUUCAACAUACUUGAUGGCGGUGGACUCUGUCCCUUGGUGCACAACUACCAGAUUUGAGGGACAGAGUUGACAGGGAAGCACGAUGGGCCAGGAAGCUACUGACCUCCUCAGCAGUGCAACCCUGUCACCAGGGCUUCUACCAGCCACGCUCUCUCAGGACUCCCACUAGCAAGAGGUUAAACGAGCAGUUCAAAGCCAACAGGACUCCUCACCUUGAACGUCACCUCGGAAAUCCAGCUAGGAAAUGCAUGUGCAUUGGAUUCUGAAGCUCUUUUAGAGGUGUGUGAAGAGUAAGCACCGGUGGCAAGGUGGCCCGAGCUUCCACUUCCAGACUUCAGUGCUGCACACUUGACAUUUUUCCAUAAGACUUCCCCACCCUCCUUCCCCACUCUGAGUCCCAUCCAAUGUGUAGGUUGAUUCUCCAGUGCUAAAACUCAGAACCAUCUGUGGUAGCUGUUUGAACUUAUUUGGGGCAGCUGUAUCCUGAAAGUCUUCGCCUGAGGUUCCAAAUACAGUAAUUUUGGAAAUACUGGAACUAUCACUCAAUGACUCCCUAUCAUUCUUAAGUAAAUAUUGGAUUUUCCACCAAAUUCCUAAUUUAAAGACAUUUGUAAGUUCACUUGCCCCAGAUGCCUUCUCUGCUCCCGUCUUUCCCAUCAGCCCCACAGCAGUUGUCUUCGGCAUGUUGAGAUGGCAGGUGUCACGUGGCAAGUGGUCCCCAUAGUCCAGGGUUGCCCUCUCCUGUGACAGCAAAUGGCCUCACUAUCAUAACUUUCCACAAAUAAGAUGUGUGGCCAAAGACAAUUAAAGAAGAGUAAAGUGGCUGCUGAAGU